AUGUCUGAAACAAUUUCAGGUUGUUAUAUUUGUGGUUUUUGUGAUUUGAAAUUCAAGGAUCAAACUGACUUGGAUUUGCAUAAUAAACUUCAUGUUGAUAAUGGACAAUUUUCUUGCCCCUCAUGCAAAGAGAUUUUUCCUGAUUUACAACAAUUGGAGUUACAUGAUCUGCAGCAUAGUCUGGAAGAAGUUAAUAAAGAUGAGUCCUCCGCAUACAUAACAUUUCUUCGGCCAGCUUCCUCUUUCAUUUGCAAAAUUUGUAAUAAAGUAUUUCUAAGUGAUGAAGAAUUGUUUGAACAUGUUAUACAGCAUGAAGAAGCAAUUGUUCCUCUUCCUAAAGGUUCUGAGACUCUUGAAGAAAUCAAGCUAGAAAUCGAUCAAGAAGCACAAUUAUUUUUAUUUGAAGAACCAGCAACACCUACUAAAAAAGCUAAGACUAAGCGUUCUGCAAAGAAAAAGCGUUCAAAAUACAAAGUUCCAAAUGAAUACAAGUGUAAUAUUUGCAAAAAAGUCUUUAAUGCUGUUUCUUACUUGACCAGGCAUGAAAAUAUUUAUCAUAGGAACAAGAAACUCUUUAAUGGCCCUGCUUCUUUAAGAAGACAUGAGAAUCUCUUUCAUAUGAACAAAAGAAGUGGUGUGGAUAUCGAAGUGGACUUGGAUCCGUCACUUUAUGAUGAAAUUUAUCCUGUAUCAUCAGAUGAAGAAACUCCUGAUCCAAAUUCGUAUGCAGAAACAGAUAAUGUAAAUGAAUACCAUGACAAACCAUUUUGCUAUGCAUGUUUUAAAGUAUUUCCCACUGAAGAUGAUGUGAAUGAGCACAUGGAUGAACAUAUUAUGAUAAGGACUUUUGAUUGCGAAGUGUGUAAGAAACGUUUUAAAAAUCAAGUACUUCUUGAAAAGCAUAAAUGUGUUUCUGAUGGUCCUAGACCUUUUCUCUGUAAAAUUUGUGGAAGACGGUUCUUGAGGAUAUAUCAUCUUGAAAGACAUCUUGCAGUUCAUAAAAGGAAAAAAGAACUGUUUGGAGGUGUUAGAAAUGACUCAAAGGACAGUAGUGAUGAAAAGCCAUACGAGUGUGAUAAGUGUGAGAAACGUUAUAAAACUGAAAUUGAUCUGAGCAAACAUAGGUGUGAUAAUGAUGGCCCAAGAACUUUUGUCUGUAAAGAAUGUGGUAAACGAUUCAAUAGAAUAUAUCAUUUACAAAGACACGAAGAACUGCAUAAUAGGACAGAGCCUUUGUAUGAACCAAUAGAAUUUGAUUUAAGCUACUUUAAGAGGCAAAAAUCUGUUGAUUUGUCAAAUACAGAAUAUCCUGUUUUGAAACCUAUUAAAAAAGUUAAAACAGAAAUAAAUGAAGUAAAUGUAAUGAAAAGAUUUGAUUGCUACAUUUGUGGGAAAAGAUGGUCAGGCUUUCAGAAAUACAAGCAACAUUUCUCUACAGUUCAUAAGGAUGUGAAAUUUAAUUCAUGUCAUAUAUGUUCCAAGCAGUUUUCAAAAUCAUCAAAAGUUAAACGGCAUUUGGUUACUCAUUAUAAAGAAAAAACUUUCAGAUGUAGCAAUUGCUCUAAAACAUUCUUUACAGUGUCUGCUCUUAAUCACCAUAUACAAGAACAAGAAUGUGAAAGCCGACUGACUUGUUAUCAAUGUUCUAAAACAUUCACAGAUAAAACUGGAUUUCAGGAACAUAUUGCAAUGCAUGAGAAUUCUAAAGAUGCAGAUUUUGAAUGUACAGUUUUAUCUGAUAUUUUUGUUCCUCUUAAGAAAAGAUUAGUUGUAGAACUGAGCCAAGAACAGACGCUAUCAUGGCAACGUGCUUGA
This is a messenger RNA of Argiope bruennichi, 1815 nucleotides long. RefSeq names its product zinc finger protein 26-like. Gene Ontology annotation, cellular component: nucleus. The transcript is spliced from 5 exons. Lineage: Eukaryota; Metazoa; Arthropoda; Arachnida; Araneae; Araneidae. Bases 1 to 1815 code for a protein of 604 amino acids. The record is from RefSeq and is a predicted model, not a curated record. Gene Ontology annotation, molecular function: RNA polymerase II transcription regulatory region sequence-specific DNA binding; DNA-binding transcription factor activity, RNA polymerase II-specific. Gene Ontology annotation, biological process: regulation of transcription by RNA polymerase II.